Messenger RNA from Funneliformis mosseae, 228 nucleotides. Lineage: Eukaryota; Fungi; Glomeromycota; Glomeromycetes; Glomerales; Glomeraceae. The record is from the annotation of a GenBank genome assembly.
AAAUCAGAUGAUUUGAUUAGUCUAUUGAGAAGUUUUUACUUGGUUUUACAUGGACAGAUUGAUUCAGUUGCACUUCCUUUAGCAAAUACAAAUAAUCAAGAUUAUGCUAGUAGAAUGUUAGAUUUUUGGAAAAUGUAUGGGAAAUCCAACUUAUGGAAGGAGUUAUUUGAACUUGCUAGAAAUUGUAAUUAUGAAGGGUUAAAGGUUAAGAUUGGUGAAUUAUAUUAA